CAUAACCACAAACACAGUAAGGGGGCAAGUUUCCUUUAACAUUUAGGUUCUGAAAAAUUGCUUGAACCCUGGUUACUCCAUUCCCGCCGCAUCCUUUCUCUUUCACUCUCUCUGCAUAUCUCGUCUGUUCAUCAACAGCAACUGCGCGAACCCCUCUCUCUCUCUCUCUAUAUAUAUAUAUAUACAUAUAUAGUUACCUAUAUACGCUCCAUUGAAGAUGCCACGUACGACGACAUUGGAGUGCCCUGGUUGCCCCUCUCUUCGAGCCCUAACUUUCGAUGUGCUUGGUCUUGUUAAAGUUAUUGAAACUUCUAGUAAGCAAGGUGGUGGUGUUGCGAAGGUGGUUGAGAGAUGGGGGGACCCUGACUCAUCGAGAUGCGUUCUUGCCGCUUCAAUUGAUGACUCUAAAUCUGACCCUCUAUUAGCUGUUGCAAGGAAAAAUGGUUUGAUUGAGGUGAUUAAUCCUCUAAAUGGAGAUGUUCGUGUUUCCAUUACCAAUAUUACUUCUGAUGAUCUACUGCCUGAGGAUAAUGCCAUUGUUGGUUUGCAUAUGCUUAAAAAACAGAGAUUGGAGUUAUCAUCCAGGUCAUGCACCUUACUUACAUGCACAACGAAAGGACAUGCAAGCAUGAGGUCUGUUGAGAUUCCCAAAUCGCCACAGGAUUCUAUCUCUAGUGUUCCUCCAACAGCAUGGAACAUAUGUGCUACUGGGAAUAUUUUAUGUUCAAAAGUGGAUGGCAACGAAAACCAUGCUUUAUUUGGAGGGAAGGGAGUUGAAGUUAAUGUGUGGGAUCUUGACACAUGCACUAAAAUCUGGAAUGCAAAAUCUCCUGCUAAAAACAGUCUUGGUAUAUUCACUCCAUCAUGGUUUACAUGUGCAACAUUUUUAAGCAAGCAAGAUCACCGUAAAUUCGCGGCUGGCACCAACAGCCAUCAGGUGCGCCUCUAUGAUAUUUCUGCUCAGAGAAGACCUGUUCUAUCAUUUGAUUUUCGGGAGUCCCCAAUUAAAGCGGUAGCUGAAGAUCUAGAUGGUAAUACCAUAUAUAUUGGAAAUGGGUCUGGCGACCUUGCUUCUGUUGACCUGCGUACAGGGAAACUUUUAGGUUGCUUUUUGGGGAAAUGUUCUGGAAGUAUAAGGUCCAUUGCCAGGCACCCAGAGCUCCCAGUGUUAGCCUCAUGCGGACUAGAUAGCUAUUUGCGCUUAUGGGAUGUUGAGUCACGGCAACUUCUUUCUGCGGUUUUCUUGAAGCAGCAUCUUACAAAUGUUGUUUUUGAUUCUAAUUUUAGCGGUGAAGAACUAGCUGCCUCUGCAGAAGUUCUACUUCCAAGCAAGGCACACGAUGUACAUGAUACAGUAGACGAGGAUGAGGAAGAGGAAGAAUCAUUGCCUGUGAAACGGAAAAAGGCAUCUAAAGGACACAAAGCAAGCAAGAAGCUAAAAUCCAAGAAAAGAAGCAAAAAUCUAGAAGUCAAGGAUGUCGAUGUGCUUUAAAUCUACAGGAAAUGCAUACCAGCUUAGAAGGCAGGUUGAUUCAAACCCUAAAGCCCUAGCCCGAAGAAUGUUGACCGUGAAAUGCAUACCAGCUGAGGAGGGUUGAUUCAAGCGCUGUAUGCCAUGUACUUGUUGGAAAAAGAAUGGCAAUUUUGGAGAAGUUUCUCAAUCUAAUAUUAUUUAUUUGGAUAUUUACGUGGUGUUUACAGUUCAAAUAUGACAUAGUGAACCAUGCCCUUGAAAAUUCAAUAGGUUGGUGCAUCAAGGCUUGUAUGAAUGUUUUUGUAUUAUUGUGGUCUCAACUAUUGGAUUUGUGCAUUUGCUUAGGAAAGCACUUUUAUUGUUCCAAAUUUGAUACAUGUUGUAUUCAUUCUAUUUAUCAAGAAGCAGUUUACAACUAA
Camellia sinensis is the source of this 1893-nucleotide messenger RNA. Its product is annotated as Transducin/WD40 repeat-like superfamily protein. NCBI's taxonomy places the organism in Eukaryota, Viridiplantae, Streptophyta, Magnoliopsida, Ericales, Theaceae. The record is from RefSeq and is a predicted model, not a curated record. Gene Ontology annotation, biological process: ribosomal large subunit biogenesis. Gene Ontology annotation, molecular function: protein binding. Gene Ontology annotation, cellular component: nucleolus; preribosome, large subunit precursor.